Suncus etruscus (white-toothed pygmy shrew) is the source of this 635-nucleotide messenger RNA. Its product is annotated as cytochrome b-c1 complex subunit 9. Gene Ontology annotation, biological process: mitochondrial electron transport, ubiquinol to cytochrome c. The transcript is spliced from 2 exons. The record is from RefSeq and is a predicted model, not a curated record. Bases 225 to 413 code for a protein of 62 amino acids. NCBI's taxonomy places the organism in Eukaryota, Metazoa, Chordata, Mammalia, Eulipotyphla, Soricidae.
CGUUGGUUAAAAUGUCUUAGCUUAUUUUUGGCUCCCUUUAGCUUUCUUGUAUGCUAUUAUUUUCUACUUACAUCGUAAUCAGUUACUUCUGGGGUGCAAAACAAUUCUUACUCCAGUGUUAGGAGAACUACAAUUCCCAUAAUGCACCACACGGCUAGGUUCCCCGGGAGCGCAGGGUCGGCCCCGGUGCACGCCGGGAGGAGCGAGUCCUGCAUUGGAGAAUCAUGGCGGGGUCGGCGAUCACCGCGAAGCUGUACUCGGCGCUGUUCCGCAGGACCUCCACCUUCGCCCUCACCAUCGCCGUGGGCGCCCUGUUCUUCGAACGCGCCUUCGAUGAAGGCGCGGACGCGAUCUACGAGCAGAUCAACCAGGGGAAACUUUGGAAGCACAUCAAGCACAAGUAUGAUAACUAGUGAUUUCCUGAGACCUCCAUCCAGAGUGGAGUGGAAGGACCAAGCUCACCCACCAGCUGUUUUCCUAGAGAUGGGAAUCAACUUGAAGAUGAUGCUUGAGUUACUUCUUAUGGACCAUCUCUAACUGCUGGAAAGAAUUGGCUUCACCAACUUUCGAAUUGCUGCUGUGUUUGCAAUAUGUGUGGUUUGAGUCAUCAGCCAAUAAAUGUAAAUUCUUAACCU